GCCCGAGAUUGAUUCGAUUUGUCCUCUGUCGCCUCUGCGCUUGUUGCCUUUCCAUUGCCCCCGUCGCCGUAGCAGCAGCGGUCGCCAGAUUGCAAGUUUCCGUCACCAGAUUUUAAGCCGCCGUCGCCAUCUCGUCUCCGAUCUGCUCGAGCUUCUCUCUACUGCCAUUGGCGAUCUCCGUUUGAGGGUCAAAGGCUUACUGUUUGGUAGGAGUUUGAUUGCGAUCUGGUUUCGCUCUCUAUUUGGCAUCUGCUCGAAGCGAUUUCGUCACUUUGUUUGCACGUCACUUUUAGGAGAAAAAAACCCUAGAUUGUAGCGUGGGAUUUGGGGCGAACGCAAAUCGUGUUUGGUGCUCGAAGGUAGGGGUGUGUGUGUGAUGGCUAACGGUGCCGAUGAGGACGCCGAUGCCGUACUCAGCGAUUUGGAGUCCGACGAACCGGCGCCGAUCGUCAUCAAGGAUCCGCCGCGGGAAGAUUUGUCGGCGGAGAGGUUGAAGGAGCUUCUCGCUGAGCUCGAUCACGAGAGGAAAGCGCGUGAAGCCGCGGAGAGUUCGAAGUCGGAGCUUCAGGUACAGUUCAAUCGGUUGAAAGCUCUCGCUCACGAGGCGAUUCGAAAGCGCGACGAGUGCAAGCGAGAACGAGAUGAAGCGUUGAGGGAGAACGAGAAUUUGUCCAAGGAACUGGAGGAUUCAAAGAGGGGUAAAGAUGAAUUGUCCAGGCGGAGAGAUGAGAUUUCGAAGCAGCUGGAUGAAGCUGUGAGAGCUAGAGAUGGGUUGAAAUCCGAGAUUGAGAAUUCUGCGCAUAUGUUGGUUUCUGGGAUCGAGAAGAUAUCUGGUAAAGUAAGCAACUUUAAGAACUUUUCCAACGGAGGGUUGCCAAAGUCGCAGAAAUACACAGGAUUGGCUUCGGUAGCUUAUGGAGUUAUCAAACGGACAAACGAUAUCGUCGAGGAGCUUGUCAGGCAGAUCGACACGACUGCAAAGUCGAGGAAUGAAGCCAGGGAACAGAUCGAGCAACGCAAUUACGAGAUUGCUAUCGAGGUUUCUCAGUUGGAAGCCACAAUCGCAAAUUUGCGAGUUGAUGUGACGGAGAAAAACUCGAUCAUCGAGGACUUGAAAAGCAAUGUGACAGAUAAAGACAAGAAGAUCUCCGAGCUUGAGAAAGAUAUAUCGGAGAAAGUGAGCAUAUUGGAGGGUGAAUCGGCUGAGCUAAAGCUAUUGGUAAAUGAGUAUGAUGGAAAGCUGAAGGCUUUGGAACAGAAGAUGGAAGCUCAGCGGCCAUUGUUGAUGGAUCAGCUGGAGUUUGUGUCCAGGAUCCAUGACCAGCUUUACGAAGUUACGAGGAUUCUUGACGGGGAUAAUUCAGAGCAAUCAGAUCUGUCCGAGUCUUUGUUCAUGCCGCAAGAGACAGAGAUCGAAGAAAACAUCCGGGCUUCUUUGGCAGGGAUGGAAUCCAUCUUUGAAUUAACAAAAGUGGUUGGGGGUAAGACAAGGCAUUUGGUCGAGGAGAAGAGUCAUGAACUGAAGAACUUGAACGAGACAGUGGGUCGGUUAGUUAAGGAGAAGGGACAUAUCGGUAGUUUACUUAAGAGUGCUUUGUCAAAGAGGAUGAUAGUUGAACAGUCAUCCAAAACGAGUGAAAUGCUGAAAGCUGCAGAGAAUGGCCUGAAAGAUGCUGGAAUAGAUAUCAAGUUCGGUAAACUCUUAGAGGAGGGGAAGGAUAAUGCCGAUGAUUCUAGUACGGAAGAAAACGAAAUAUACUCCUUGGCUGGUACGUUGGAGAAUAUCGUCAAGGCAUCUCAGCUCGAGAUCCUCGAGCUACAACGCUCUGUGGAAGAAUUAAGGGAAGAGGCCAAUCUACUUAGGAAACAAUUAGACGCCCAGGCGAAGGAGCUUAACCAAAGAACACGCCAAAUAGAAGAACUUAAAGAAAAGGAGAGAAUAGCAAAUGAAAGUGUCGAAGGGCUUAUGACAGAUAUUGCUGCGGCCGAAGAAGAAAUAACGCGGUGGAAAGCGGCAGCGGAGGAAGAGGCCGCCGCUGGAAAAGCCGUUGAGCAAGACUACAUGUCACAGCUCGCAGCACUUCGACAAGAACUCGAAGAAGCAAAGCAAGCAAUGUUGGAAUCGGGGAAGAAGCUAAAGUUCAAGGAAGAGACAGCAGCUGCAGCCAUGGCGGCUAGGGGUGCAGCCGAGAAAUCUCUGAGACUGGCAGACUCAAGGGCUACCAAGUUAAGGGAAAGGGUUGAGCAGCUAAGCCGACAGGUGGAAGAACUAGAAACCCGUCGGGACAACAUCAAUAGAAACAGUGCGAGAUACGUGUGUUGGCCAUGGCAAUGGCUCGGCCUCCAGUUCGUCGGAGCUCGUGGAGGAGGUGAGACAGAACAUCAGAUUUCAAAUGAGAUGGAACUGUCUGAACCUCUACUAUGAGAAACUGGUAUUAUUACUUACUGUGUCUUCUCUGUAAUUAUUCCGAUUUCUAUUCGAAAACAUUCACACAAAAGGAUCUUCCUUUUCUUUUUCC
Molecule: messenger RNA, 2519 nt
Organism: Tarenaya hassleriana
Lineage: Eukaryota; Viridiplantae; Streptophyta; Magnoliopsida; Brassicales; Cleomaceae
Product: paramyosin
Exons: 5
Coding region: 377-2425 (682 amino acids)
Source: RefSeq, a predicted model, not a curated record